UGGCUGCACAGGGAGGUGGUGGAGGCGCCGUCCCUGGUGGUGUUCAAGAGGCGCCUGGAUGAGGAGCUGCAUGAUGUGGUUUAGUACCAGUGGUGGCAAUGAGGAGGCGGUUGGACUGGAUGAUCUUAGAGGUCGUUUCCAACCUUGGGAUUCUUGUGAUUCUUGUGAACCUCAGCCAGACCCGUUAUUGGGGAGGGGGGGGACGCCGGGCAGGGCUCUGCAGGCCGGCUCCCAGCAGCAGCACGCGUCCCACUGCCCCGCAGGUGAUGGGCACGCUCUUCAUCUACGGCCUGUUCAUGGUGGAGCUGCUGCAGGACGCGCCGCUGGAGCGCAUGGACGAGAUCAUCUACUGCGUGAACGCCGUGAGCCGCGUGCUGGAGUUCCUGGUGGCCGUGUGCGUGGUGGCCUACGGCACCUGGGAGUCCGUGUUCGGGGAGUGGAGCUGGAUGGGAGCCUCGGUCAUCAUCAUCCAUUCCUAUUUCAACGUCUGGCUGCGCGCCCAGUCGGGCUGGAGGAGCUUCCUGCUGCGACGAGAGGCUGCCAAGAAGAUCAGCUCCCUGCCCCGGGCGACGCGCGGGCAGCUGAGGGACCACGAUGAUGUCUGUGCCAUCUGCUUCCAGGACAUGCAGGUGGCCGUUGUCACCUCCUGCCACCACUUCUUCCACGGCGCCUGCCUCCGCAAGUGGCUCUACGUGCAGGACACGUGUCCCAUGUGCCACCAGCGGGUCACGCCGGCGGCCACCGGGGAGGAGGGCGGCGAGGGCGCGGCGGCUCAGCCGGCGCCGGCUCGCGAGGACGAGGCGCCGGGGGACGGAGGAGCCGCAGCCCGGCCCCGGGAGGACGGACCGGCCCCGGGAGAGCCGCUCGGCGGGGUUUGCCUGGAUGACGGGACCGGGGUCUGCAGCCCCCGCCUUCCCGUUCGUCCCGACCCCCCCGCACCGGAGGAAGGAGGAGCGGGUGCCGUCCCACCGCCCAGCGCCGUGCCCCGUGAGGACGGGGACGCGCAGCAGCCGGCGCCCUCCGCUGCCGACCCUGGCCUCGACGCGGGGCGCAGCCAGGACAGCCACGGCGACCACCGGCCCUCGUAG
This is a messenger RNA of Lagopus leucura (white-tailed ptarmigan), 1088 nucleotides long. RefSeq names its product RING finger protein 145-like. The transcript has 2 exons. Gene Ontology annotation, cellular component: endoplasmic reticulum; endomembrane system. Lineage: Eukaryota; Metazoa; Chordata; Aves; Galliformes; Phasianidae. Gene Ontology annotation, molecular function: zinc ion binding; ubiquitin protein ligase activity. The record is from RefSeq and is a predicted model, not a curated record. The coding region runs from base 99 to 1088 and encodes 329 amino acids.